AGAGUCGCCAGCGCAGUGUGGAGCGUGUUAACGCCAAAGGUUUACCGGAAUGAGACAAAUGUAAACUAUUUCUCGCAGUGGGAGUGUUACCCCCUAUAACUUCAUUCAACCCAUCACCCAUUCUGCGAGUACUAAGUAGAGAGAACAUGGAGGUUACCAGCUUAAGGAGCGUUCUUUGGUUUGGUCAGCUCCUGCUUCUCUGUCAAAUAGCUGACCUGGUGCAAGGAUAUGGCUUCAGAUCGCAGAAAAAAUUCACAGAGAACAUUGACUGGUCUUAUGCAGGAACUCUGAACCAAAUCAACUGGGCAAAGAAGUACCCAUCAUGCAACAACGCCAAGCAGUCCCCCAUUAACAUCGACGAGAGCUUGGCGCCGGUCAAAGUUCAGUUCCAGAAGCUCAACCUUCAGGACUGGGAUCAGCUGACGUCCAGCAGGACAACAGUGAAGAACGACGGGAAGACUGUGGCCAUAGAGGUAGAUGGAAAUUUCCUCAUCAGUGGAGGAGGUCUGCGAUCCACAUUUAAAGUGGGGAGGAUCACCUUCCACUGGGGCCGAUGCAACGCCACCUCAGACGGCUCCGAGCACAGUCUGAAUGGCAUCAAGUUUCCUCUGGAGAUGCAGAUCUACAGCUAUGAGGAGGGAAGCUAUAACUCCUUGGACCAGGCCCUGAGGGAAGGAGGCAAAAUCACCGCCUUGGCCGUCAUGUUUGAGACGAGUGUUGAAGACAAUGACAACUAUGCAGCUCUAAUAGAAGGUGUCAACAGUGUCAGCCGCUAUGGUAAAAGUGGUGAGCUCAGCCCCUUCUCUCUGCUAGGCCUCCUGCCUAACUCCACAGAGAAGUACUUCAUCUACAAUGGCUCUCUCACUACGCCGCCCUGCUCAGAGACAGUGGAGUGGAUUGUCUUUAAAAACACCGUAGCCAUCUCUGACACACAGCUGGAGGCCUUCUGUGAGGUGAUGACUAUGCAACAGGCGGGGUAUGUGAUGCUGAUGGACUACCUGCAAAACAACUUCAGAGAGCAGCAGGAGCAGUUCAUGGGCCAGGUGUUCUCCUCUUACACAGGGACAGAGGAGGUGCCCACGCCCAUCUGCAGCUCGGAGCCUGAGAACGUCCAAGCGGAACCGCACAACUACACCAGUCUGCUGGUGAUCUGGGAGCGUCCGCGAGCUGUGUACGAUGCCAACAUUGAGAGGUACUCUGUCACCUACCGCCUGACACAGAGGGAUGACAUACCUGGCAUGGAGUACCUGACCGAUGGAGACCAGGAUGUGGGGGCGAUUCUGCAGGAGCUGAUGGCCAACAGCAGCUAUGUGAUACAGGUUGUGGCGGUGUGCACCAAUGGUCUGUACGGCCGCAUGAGCGACCAGCUGAUCGUGGACAUGCCUGUGGAUGACCCUGCGACAGACCCUGAUCCUGACGAAUCAUUUGACUUUGAAGAGGACUACCAGCCCAACCCAUUUGGGGUCAAGCCCAGUGAUGUGCCUGUCAGAAUCAGGACAACCUCUCCCUCACUGACCACAACAUCCAGCCAGGCCACCACCCCACAGCUCCCCGGUCUCAGUGUCCAAGGAGAGGAGCGCAGGGGCCAGAGCUCUCCAAACCGAUCCAGCCUGCAGCCCGUCCUCACCACCGCCCCGCCAGCAGAGGGCAGUAGCAGCGCUGGAGAUCCAGCUACGCUCACUGAGAUUGUUAGUUCUAGCACGCGUGCGUACACUCCACUGACCACAUCUGCUCCCAGCACGGCUGAAGUCACUACAACUCCAACUGCCGCUGUGGACGUGAAAGGAGCUGCUGUCCCGGUCACUGCUUCGGGAGGAGGCAGCGGGCAGCGCACCACAGUGAGCCCACUAGAGAGUCCAGUGGCGGUCACUCCCAUGUCCUCGUACCCUGACGUCUCUGUCCGGCCCACUAGCCGUGCCGUAUAUCUCCCCACCACCACCACCACCAGCAGCAGCAUCCGCACCAGCAGCACUGCUGCCUUCGGCCGGGUCCCCCUGAGGCCCACCCAGCCGGUGUUUAAUGCCACCAGCCCUGUGUACAGCCAGACCCUCCCACCCCCGGGGGCCACCUCCACACCUCCCACCCCCUCCACCACCUCCACCACCUCCACCACCACCCCGCCCUCCCCUGCCCCGCCCUCUCAGGCAAGCUCUGUGGCCCCGCUGGUGGCGGAGGGGUCUCUGGAGAGCAGUGCGUCCGGCUGGGCCCCUGUGGACCAGGAGUGGGAGCGGGGCCAGGCCUCCGCCUCCGCCUCAGGUGAGGAGAGCACGCCUCCCUACACCUCCUCCUCCGCACCUCCCUCCCCCGCCAGCGCCCCCGAGGAGCCGGACGACGGGGACGACGGGCGCUCCUCCUCGUUCUACUUCGAGAGCGAGAGCGUGAGCGAGAGCGCCAUCACCACGGUGAUGAGCGGGGAGGCGUGGGCGGCGGGGGUGGGGGACGAGGAGAGCGGCUCGGGGCAGGAGAGCCUGACCGACAGCGAGACAUCCUCGGAUUUCAGCAUUCCCGAGCGAACCGAGAGGGACUCGGAGGAGGAGGAGGAGGAGAAGGAGGAGCCGGUAGCAGAGGCCAGUAACAGCAGUCAUGAGUCUCGGGUGGCUUUGGCAGGCAGUUUGGAUCGCCAAAGGAAAGCAGUGGUGCCAUUGGCUGUGGUGUCCACCCUCACACUGGUUGGGUUAAUUGUACUUGUGGGCAUCCUCAUCUACUGGAGGAAGUGUUUUCAGACUGCUCACCUGUACAUAGAGGACAACACGUCACCUAGAGUCGUGUCCACACCAUCUACACCCUUAAUGACUCCCACAGAUGAGCAUCAGGCACUCUCAGUGAAGGAUUUUGUCAAACAUGUAGAAGAGCUUCACAGUACAAAUUCGUUUUCUCGUGAAUUUGAGAUACUGAAAGAGUAUUUUGAGGAAGUCCAGGCAUGCUGUGUAGAUCUGGGAACAACAUCAGACAGCUCAAUCCACCCAGACAACAGAAAUAAGAAUAGAUACAUCAACAUCCUAGCCUAUGACCACAGCCGUGUCAGAUUAUCACCUCAACCCGAUAAGGAAGGGAAGGCUGCUGGGGAUUAUAUCAAUGCAAAUUUUGUGGAUGGGUUCAACAAGCCAAGAGUCUACAUUGCUGCUCAGGGCCCACUGAAGGCCAGCACGGAGGACUUCUGGAGGAUGGUGUGGGAGCAGAAUGUGGGGGUCAUCGUCAUGAUUACCAACCUGGUGGAGAAGGGGCGGAGGAAGUGUGAUCAGUACUGGCCUGUGGAGAGUCAGGAGGAAUAUGGCUGCUUCUUGGUGACUGUGAAGAGCACCAGAGUCCUGGCCUACUACACUGUCAGGACCUUCACACUGAGGAACACAACCGUCAAGAAGGGUUCUCAGAGGGGCCGCUCCAAUGAGAAGGUGGUCGUGCAGUACCAUUACACACAGUGGCCUGACAUGGGAGUCCCCGAAUACUCUCUGCCUCUCCUCGCCUUUGUCCAAAAGUCUUCCCAGGCAUGGAGAAAGGACAUGGGGCCUGUGCUGGUGCACUGUAGUGCUGGAGUGGGAAGGACAGGUACUUACAUUGUCCUGGACAGCAUGCUGAAACAGAUCAAAGAGCAGGGGACUGUCAAUGUCAUGGGCUUCCUGAAACACAUCCGAACCCAGAGGAACUACUUGGUGCAGACUGAGGAGCAGUACGUGUUCAUUCAUGACGCUCUGACGGAGGCCAUCUGGAGCAAAGACACUGAGGUGCCCAGCAGCCACCUCCAUAACUACGUCAACGAGCUCCUGACGCCUGGGCCCACGGGCAAUACACAGCUGGAGGGGCAGUUUAAGCUGGUGAGCCAGUCGUGCGCCAAGCAGUGUGACUACACGACAGCCCUGAACCAGGCGAACAGAGAGAAGAACAGAAGCUCCUCUUUAAUCCCCAGUGAAGAUCCAGAGUGUGGUCUCAGCACAGUAGCUGGAGAAACAUCAGAGUACAUCAAUGCCUCGUAUAUCAUGGGGUAUCGCCGCAGCAAUGAAUUCAUUGUGACCCAGAGUCCCCUGCCGGCUACCGUGAAGGACUUCUGGAAGAUGAUUUGGGAUCAUAAUGCCCAGGUCAUCGUUACACUGCCCAAUAUGGUGAGCUUUGGGACUGAGCCGUUCGUUUAUUGGCCCCGCCGAGACCAGCCGAUCAGUUACAAGACGUUCACGGUCACCUUCAGGGGGGAAAACCACGUCUGCUUGUCCAAUGAGGAGAUGCUGAUAGUGCAAGAGUACAUCCUGGAGGCCACACAGGAUGAUUAUGUGGUGGAGGUGAGGCACUACUGCUGUCCCCGCUGGCCCAACCCAGACAGCCCCAUCAGCAACACGCUGGAGCUCAUCAGCAUCGUGAGGGAGGAGAGCAACUCCAAAGAUGGCCCUGUGGUCGUGCAUGAUGAGUGUGGUGGUGUGACUGCGGGAACCUUCUGUGCUCUGUCUUCUCUGGUGAGACAGCUGGAGGCAGAGGAGUGUGUGGACGUGUACCAGGUGGCCCGGAUGACCAACCUCAUGAGGCCUGGCGUAUUCACUGAGAUUGAGCAGUACCAGUUCCUGUACAAAGCCAUCCUGAAUCUGGUGAGCACCCAGGACGACGAGAAGAUGCUCCAGUCUGCUGACAACAACGGGACAGUCCCAGGAGGCUUGGCCUGUGCUGCCGAGAGUCUGGAGUCCCUUGUGUAACCAUGGUAACCAGCCUACACUCCUGAGACAGAUAUUUUUUCUCCCCUCCCCCCGAAGCCCCCCGUCCCUCAACCAACUUACAUGACUGUGCUCCACAGAUGGAUGUGAAGCAUUCUUGGAGUGUGUGCCUUGUAUAUUUACCUUGUGCUUGUAAUGGCCCAUACAUUUUUUUUUGUUACAAAGACUAAUACCCUCCAAAACAUUUUGAUGUUUUCCUGUUAACUUCUUACUAACUAUUUCUAGAUUUUCACACUCACUGGCUUUCAUCUUAAUAAAAAAGGGAAAACAGGAUUUUUACAGAGAAUUAUUUUGUUAGUCUAUUUUGUAGUGAUCACGGAUGAGCCACAGCUUUUUCACACAAACAAUUGUAAAUACAAAGUGGUUAUGUUGCUUUAUGUUUGUAAGUGGAUUAAGAUAAGGAGGAAUAAUGUUCUAAUAUGUAAAUAGUAUCAUAGAAACCAAUAAACGGACCAAAUUUCUAUUUAUAUGUUAGAUUUUUAUAUUUUACGAUUGUAAAACCUCUAGUGAUUUGCCAUAUGGUGAAGUUCUAAUACUUUAGUUGAAAUCAUUUGAACUAUGACAUGUUUCUGACAUUACAAUGUUUUGUACUUUGUUUAAGACUUGACAUGGUGUACUGACACUUAGUUCUAUGUCAAUACAAUGGCAUUGCCAAUGAAAUGUGGCAGAUAGGUAGAAUUAAACAAACAAAAAAAGAAAGAAAGAAAAAUAAAAACAAAACCAGCUA
Molecule: messenger RNA, 5421 nt
Organism: Sardina pilchardus (European sardine)
Lineage: Eukaryota; Metazoa; Chordata; Actinopteri; Clupeiformes; Clupeidae
Gene: ptprz1a
Product: protein tyrosine phosphatase receptor type Z1a
Exons: 31
Coding region: 147-4676 (1509 amino acids)
Biological process (GO): peptidyl-tyrosine dephosphorylation
Molecular function (GO): protein binding; protein tyrosine phosphatase activity
Source: RefSeq, a predicted model, not a curated record